AUGAACCCCCGGUCCCGGGGCCUGCAACCCAACUUUCAGGCUCGUUUCCCUUCGGGUAGCCCGGGACACGAUGGGUACACGUCAGACCCGUUCCCGGUCAUCGUUGCUCGGGGCAGCGGGCCGCGCAAAUGGGACAUCGACGGUAACGAGUAUGUGGAUUACGGCAUGGGAUCGGCAGCACUGCUGCUGGGUCAUGCUCACCCCGAGGUAGUCAGCGCAUUAUCGGCGGUGCUUGCCGACGGUUCCCACUUUGGCGCUCCCACCGAGCCCAUGCUGGAAUGGGGAGAACGGGUUUGCACGCUGAUGCCGUGCGCUGACAAAGUCCGUUUCGUCGGCUCUGGCGCAGAGGCUACGAUGCUCGCCAUGCGCGUCGCUCGGGGAUACACCGGGAAAGAAAAAAUCAUCCGGUGGGAAUCCCACUACCACGGAUGGCACGACUACGUAAUGCCCGGCAACCUGCCGCCCUUCGAUGUGCCGGCUUCCAUUGGCAUCCCUCAAGGUACGAUCGACUCGAUUAUCGUGCUGCCCACCGACCUCACCGCGCUGGAGAAUGUUCUGGCGAAUGACGACAACAUUGCCGGCGUAAUCACCGAGGCAUCUGGAGCAUCCUACGGAACGGUGCCGUUGCCCGAUGGAUUCCUGGAAGGCGUGCGCCGUCUGACCCGCGAAACACGGCGUGGUGAUGAUCAUGGACGAGGUUAUCACCGGUUUCCGGUGGGCGCCCGGUGGCGCUCAGGAGCGCCUGGGUGUAGAACCCGACCUCUGUACGAUGGCCAAAAUUCUUACUGGGGGCCUACCCGGCGGAGCCGUUGCCGGCCGUGA
Messenger RNA from Geodia barretti, 822 nucleotides. The record is from the annotation of a GenBank genome assembly. Lineage: Eukaryota; Metazoa; Porifera; Demospongiae; Tetractinellida; Geodiidae.